UCGGGGAGGUCGGGCUCGCAUCGCGUUCCUCAUGUCCAAUCGAUCCCCGCUCGGGAGGAGCGACGGGAGAGCAUCAGGAGUAUCACUCCUGCAUCCCUGAAUCCCUUCACUCUCAUCAGCAUCUCUCUCGGGCGACCGCGGCGCAUCUCCGUGUCAGCGACUUGGAGGGAAGAAGAGGAGGGAGUGAGAGGAACUUGUUUGGAGCCGGAGCUCGCCUUCCGGAGGGACGGAAUUAACGCACAUCUUGGAGACUUUUACCUUCCCCGUUCCCCGGCUCCAGUUUGAUCUUGAGAUGGGACUCGGUGAGAUCAAGGCAGCCCGGAGCCGGUCGCUAUUGCUCACCUGUGCCGUUUCUCCGGCGCAGCAGUAAAGCGCUCUCUUCGCACUAUUUUGUGUGGGACCUGGACAAAGAGGCUCAGAAGGGUUGACUGUUUGAAGUCUGGAAGUUGAAGCAGAAAAGUGACAAAAGUGCUCCACUUCUCUCGCUCUUUCUGUCGCUCACUUGGAUCCUGUACAGUUGGCACUGAUCAUGUCUUCGUGAUUGUAGAUCCGGAGGCGUCUUGUGUUUAAGGUGAGGAAGAGGAGGAGGAAGAGGAGGAGAUCCGAGGUGCGAGUGAACGCCGCCAUGAGCUUCACUCCGUGAGGACCUGGCCAGUGGAAGACAGACGACAGACAGGAUGAAGCUGAGGGGAAGGUCAGCUUGGCCUUGGCAGGUGGCCUUCCUUGUUGCCUUGGUGAUGCUCUGGGUUGACCCUGUGUCCGCCGGCAGCCGUAAUCAUCGGGGACCAACAGUGUCGUAUCAGGUGAAGCAGGGCACCUGUGAGGUGGUGGCCAUCCAUCGCUGCUGCAACAAGAACAAGAUUGAGGAGCGAUCGCAAACCGUCAAGUGCUCCUGCUUCCCGGGCCAGGUUGCCGGGACGACCAGAGCCAGACCCUCCUGCGUGGAAGCCUCUAUUGUCGCCCAGAAGUGGUGGUGUCACAUGCAGCCCUGCAUGGACGGAGAGGAGUGCAAAGUCCUGCCCGACCUGACAGGCUGGUCAUGCAGCACCGGCAACAAAGUCAAAACCACCAAGGUCACACGAUAGCGAGAGAGCCGCCGAAGCAAAAAGGAAACCCAAAGCGCUCCAUGUGGAGACAGCGGAUGACUCACGCAUUCACAGCCCAACGGGGGGAAAUAUGGAGGUGAAGGGACUGCUGUCUGUCACAAAAACACAAAAUGGAUCAAAUGUUCUCAUCAAAACCACAUGGAGACCCACAUGCAGCAAAAACUGAAGCUACGAGACUGCAGUCGGGGUCACACACGGACAACGACGUCAUUCCUACUCUCUACGGUGGAUCUCAAAACACAAAAAUGCAGUAUUUUGAAACUGUGCUUUGAGCCGAGCGUUUCUGGUGCGAGAGCGCAGCGUGAACUCGAGGAUGCGCUAACGGCGUCGUCAAACUCUGGAAGCCUUUGCCGGAGACAGGAGUGACGAAGGUCUGGGAGCCACGAAAGAGAUAAAAGCUCAUAACUGGUGAAAUAGCAAAUUAGCAUCAGAAUGCUCUUGUGGGUCAUGUCACCGACGCUCACGCUGUUUUUGCAGGAGUCAUUUUGCAGCUCUAAUUAGGGGGGGGAUCGCAGUAGAAUCAUAACAGCAUUAUUAAAAAUUCAUGUAGGGUAUUUGCACCCGUCGGAACCGUUUGGGUGACGUUUUAUUGUUUGGUACGCGACACAUCCUUUGUGGCGUAUCUGAAAUGAAACUGGAGGUGAAGCGUUUUGUAAACUGUCUGACGUUCAAAGUACUGUAGAUAAAUAUGCAUAUCGUAAACCAUUAAUUCUGAGUAGUUAUUUGGUGAAAAAAAAAAAAAAGUAUUUAUGGACCUUUACUUUCUUGCAGCUUGGAACAAUAUGAACUAGCAAACUAUGUCUCAUUUAUUUCUCUUUUUAUUUUCGCCCGGAGACAUUUAUGAGCUCAUCCUUCAGAGUUAUGUCUCCUUGAUCUGCUGGGUUCAGUCUGUGGCUACGGUUUUUAAGGAAGCCCAUAAACGCUCAACCAAACGGAAUCAUUUGUCUUUCUGCUUUUUCAUACAGCUGACUGAAACAGAUUUUUCUAGCUACAGUGACUUGCAAAAGUAUCAAUACCUCUUGGCCAUUUUAGCAUUUUUGUUUCUUAAAGAACAGAAACCGAUGUAUUUCACUUUGAUUACAUAAAAUAGUCCAACACAAAAUAGUGAGGGGCUGCACAGUGGUGCAGUUGGUAGAGCUGUUGCCUUGCAGCAAGAAAGUCCUGGGUUCGAUUCCCGGCCCGGGGUCUUUCUGCAUGGAGUUUGCAUGUUCUCCCUGUGCAUGGUGGGUUCUCUCCGGGUUCUCCGGCUUCCUCCCACAGUCCAAAAACAUGACUGUCAGGUUAAUUGGUUUCUCUAAAUUAUCCCUAGGUGUGAGUGUGUGUGUGAAUGGUUGUGUGUCCUGUAUGUUUUCUGUGUUGCCCUGCGACAGACUGAUGACCUGUCCAGGGUGAAUCCCGCCUCUCGCCCGGAACGUAGCUGGAGAUUGGAACCAGCAACCCUCCUGACCCCAUUAGGGACAAGGGUGAACAGAAAAUGGAUGGAUGGACAAAAUAGUGAAGUGUUUGGUGGAAGAUAUUUAUUCAAAAAUGUUUGCCAAUUAAUAUCGGAACAUUUGUACAGCUUUGUACCUGACGUCUCCGUUGUGUCUGGUCUUCAUGACGUUAUUUAUUUUGCUAUUUUUCUCUAACAAACCUCCAAGGCCUUCACAGAACCGUUAGAUUUACAUCUAUGCUAAACCUCACACAGGUACACUGGCUUCCAUUAGAAAUGUAUGCAAAAAAAAAAAGAAUCGUUUCCGUUCAGCAAAUUUGUUUUUUAGUUUCAAUUUGCACAAUCAAACGGUCAAUGUUUGAUUGUUUGUCAGAUGAUCAUCCACUAACAAAUGCAAAUCCUAUAUACCGUUUUCCAGCAACUUAACAAUCUUACACUACUUUGUGUUUUUCUAAACAUAAAUAAAAGUCAAAAUGCUCCAGGGGUAUGAAUACUUUUGCAAGGCGCUGUAUUUUUUUUUUUACUUUUAAUCCACUGUGGAUACUGUGUGGCAUUUUAUACAAGCGUAAAUAGCGAGACUGAUUUGUCUUUACAUUUUGUAUGUCAAGAAUGCAAACCGGUUCAAUUAGUGGAGGUUUUUAUCUCUACCUUUAUCGGUGGAUGGAUCUUUUUGUGUUCUACAUUUUCCAUUGAUUGUGUCUGAUCAAUGCUUCUGUGUGGUUUACAGAAAUAAUUGCUGCAGAUAAUGUCAGCGUUAGGAACCUUCUUUCUUUCCGCCCCUCAUCCUCUACAGGGCCUGAUCAUUACUGCAGUACAGCAGUGUUGCACAGCAAGCAGCCGUCACACUUUUCUGUCUUCUCUGUCAGACUCUUUUCCCCUCUCUCAUGCCCCUCUCCUCUAACACACUGACAAAGUGAUGAUGGCGCUGUUAAAAGAAAGUUUUGCUCCACACACUGCAUCACAGUUUUCUCGCUUGAACUAGAAUGGAGCUUUUCUUUCUUUCUUUCGUUUUUUUUUUUUUUUUUGCUGUCACGCUUUUCAAAAUGAAGUUUUCUCUCUCCUGGACAUUGCAUCCAAAUCUUUCUCACACGGCAUCAAGUCUGCCUCUCUGAUACGUGAAUGUGUUGGGUCAGCAUGCCUAGGGGUUAGCCUUCUGGGGCCAGCUCCUCCUCCUCCUCCUCUGCGGCCGAGAGCCUCUGCUUCUCAGACACUUGCUGCCUUGUGAGCUAUGAUAAAUCUUUGGGAGCUGAGCCGCUGACUCUCCGGCUGCAGCGCUGCGCUCUGAGCCAGAGGGAGCUCGGGGGACGGCAGGUCUACCAGUGGCAGGCGCCUCCACUCUCUCAUUACUGAGAGGCCUGGAUAGAGCCGGGCUCCUCCUGGGAACACUGACAUGGAAUAUUUUUAGGCUUACGGUGCAGCGUUGCUGUUAGGCCAGUCACACCACACUGCCCUCUUUCUUUGAGCACCGUCUCAGCAACAAUAGUCUAUUUUGAGAAGAAGAAGAAGAAGAAGAAAAAAAAACCCAUGACGUUCUGCAGCAGCAUUCAUGCACAUUUUAUAUAUACAUAUAUACAAAAAAAACAACAACAAAAAAAAAAGAACAUGCACACGGACAUUAGGGUAAACUUACAGGUGCUUCUCGGUAGAACAUCAUCGUACGUGUUCACUUAUUCACUUCAGAAGGUGAAACCCGUUUCAUUACGCACAAAGUCAUGUAUCUCAAGCAUUUAUUUCUGUUCAUUUUGAUAGUCGAUGAAAAUGUACAAUUCAGAUUAACAGAAAAUGUGAAUAUUAUAGAAGACAGAUUUAAAAUAAAGUGUAUUUACAACAGAAGUGUACUAAGUUGGGCCACCUUUUGUACGGGUCACUCCAUCAAUAUAGCAUGACAAGGAGGCCGACCGCCUGCGGCUCUGCUGGGUGUUGAAGAAGCUCGGGUUGCUCCGUCAGCAGCCCUGACCUCGUCUGCAUCGUUGGAUUUAGGGUCAAAACCCUCUAAAGGCAGCAGUGAUUCCUGUGGAACUUCCUCACCCCACUUCUUCCUUCCACUAAGCUUCCCAUAAACGUGCUCGGAUAAAGCCCUCUGUGAGCAUCCUGCUUCUUUAGCGAUCUUUGUGUGGCUUACACUCCUUAUCCAGGGUCAGGGUUGAAUGACUGUCUACUGCUUUUAUUGGUCCAAUAAAAUAUUAAAAUUUUCUGCACAACUGAGUUUUGAGUUUUCAUUGUUUACAUUGUCAUAAGCAUUGUCAUUAAAAACAUUUACAGAAAUAAACCACGGGAAUAUAUCCCUGUGUGCAAUCUCUAAAGCUGAAUUAUUAAAAUAUGUCGUCUUUUGGAUCUUUUUUUUUUUUUUUUUUGCUUCGGUGAGAUGAGGAAGGAAGUAACGAACUGACUGUUUCCUGUUUCCAAAUGAGAACUGCAAUAUUUAACCACCCUCCUUCCUGACAAACAUUUUCACUGUUCCAUGUCGGUUUCUGCAGCAGUCAAUAUUUGAGGGCUGUUUUUGCACAGCGCUGCUCCCUGGUGGCCGGAGCCUGAGCUGCAGCUCGAUCCCCAGUUUCAGCUGCAUUUAGGAAGACGUAACGCCAGCCAGCUGGGGAUUCACAUCUUUUCAAAAGGUGUCAAAGUUGAAGCAGAAAAUCUGCAGAGCACACAGUGCAUUUGUCUUCUCUGCCGGCGCUGGCCUCUGCUGAUGCCAGAGGAGACCAGCUGAGCUCCCACGGCCUCAAGGUGUUCGCGUUAUUAUGUCCACCUCUAAUGAGGAUGGUACGAAGCAUGCAAAUUUAGUUGACACCCGUGAAUAUCCAGUCAUUUGUACAUCACCUUCGCCUUUUACAAAAAAAAUUCGUCAAGC
Gambusia affinis (western mosquitofish) is the source of this 5389-nucleotide messenger RNA. RefSeq names its product TAFA chemokine like family member 4b (gene tafa4b). The record is from RefSeq and is a predicted model, not a curated record. Gene Ontology annotation, molecular function: receptor ligand activity. The transcript has 6 exons. Bases 678 to 1085 code for a protein of 135 amino acids. Lineage: Eukaryota; Metazoa; Chordata; Actinopteri; Cyprinodontiformes; Poeciliidae.